AUGAAUGCGAAAGCGGCUUGCUUGGUGGACAUUCCGCUUGUUGCACCCGAUGGGCAAGUCAUCAAGGGCAAGCUGACGGCUGCCCUAAACAUUUGGAGCAUGGUGCUGGGUGCUGAAGAAGAGCGUGAGGAGGUGUUUAAAGCCGGCAUCUGCCCCGUGCUGCACGUUUUGUUGGAGCGGGGGGAUGUGGAGGAACGCCACGCAGCCAUGGGCUGUCUAGCGGUGCUGGCUCAGAGCGAAAAGCACGUGGCAGAGGUUGUCACAAACAGGGCCAUGCGAUGUAGGGAGGCGUUCUGGAGGCUUAGAUUAUUGGCUGAUGGCCAUGGCGAGGUCAUGCCGGCAUCGCCAUUAAACGUGAUUUGUCAAGUUAGGAAAUUACGAUGGAUCGUGGUGAUUGGUGCCUCUGCGGCGUUGCUGAUGUGCGAUCACGCACGCGGCAAGCUACCAGCCGUACAGCUGCUACGACUUUGCGCGGCGCGACAGGACUUCUCAGCCAAGGUCGCUGAUGUGGCUCUUCCGGCGCUGGUCGAGGUGCUAAAGAGCGAUGGACUACCGGGCUGGGGCCAGAUGCGGCAGGUAACGAAAGGGGCGCGGACCCACGCCGCCCACACGCUGAAAUUAUUGUUGGAAAACGUGGAAGGGGAGGUACCAGAGAUACGGCAGGCGCGGCGGGCUGCCGUACUGCAGCUGGGCGCGGUCGCGCCGCUGGCGGCGAUGGUGGCGUCGGCACCGCGGCUGCCGCCCCCGGCGCUGAUGCCCGCACCGCCACCGGUGAUGACGAAGAAGAAGGGCAAGGAUGCGCGGAAGCAUGCCCGCAAGGGGGAGACGCCGCUGGGCGCCCGCGACGCAGCCGCCACAGUCGCGUCAGCCUGUCUGCGCUACCUCUCACUAGUACCGGAGUUCGUGGACGAAUUCAUGCGUAAGAAUACGGCGGCGAGAGCACUUCACUCGCUUGUGGUUCGUCUUUCCCACCCCCCCUGCUUAUCUUUCUUCACAGGCACGGGCACGCUGCCCGGCAUCAUUCGGGGUCUCCAUACGUGCGGUGAGGAGCAGGCCGCCUUCCUGACCGGCAUCCUGUGGGAGACAACCGCAGAGGCACACGUGGCGGAGGCGGCAGUGGCGGCGGGAGCCGUGGUGGCGCUGUUACACGUCAUCUCGAAAAACCUGGCGGGCUGCAAGAUAGGCAAGGCUAGGAAAUCUUCCAAGGCGGCCAAGGGCGGAGACAAAAAAGACGGGCGGGGCAGUCGGGCGACGUCCCCGAAGCGGGACGGCAAGGACGGAAAAGACGGCAAAGGCGGCAAGGGCGGCAAAGGUAAGGGCUCGGGCCCUGCGGGUGAGCCUGUGAACUUUCCGGAUGCGGCGGUGUGCAACGCGACUGGGGCGCUGCAGCACCUCACCUUCCUGGAUGACGCCAAGCACCAGGUGGCCCUACACGGCGGUGUACCCAUUCUGAGUGCCGCACUCAAGAUCUCCAACCCCCAGACCUACGAAAACGCCUCCGGGGCGCUGUGGAACGUGGGCCUGGAUGUGCGGAACAGCCUCAUGCUGCAGGCUGCUGGUGCGCCCACCUUCCUGGCUCGCCCCGUGCCCCCCACCUGGCUCACAAGGGGUGAUGAGCUGCCGGGUGGCAGCGACAGUGACGACAGCGACGCGGCCGAGGAGAUCGCGUGUUCCUCACACAGCUGGUGUGAACACUGCAUGCGCGCGCGCGUGUGCGAGUGUGUGUAUUUAGGUUGUACCAUUUGUGCGCCAUCAUCAAAUCGUCAUUCAUCAACAUCAUUGAUCAUCGUCAUUAUCAAGAUCACCGCGGGGACGUACGGCAUCCGUAACGGCUUCAUCAGUCUUUUUUAG
Volvox carteri f. nagariensis is the source of this 1851-nucleotide messenger RNA. RefSeq lists its product as uncharacterized. Lineage: Eukaryota; Viridiplantae; Chlorophyta; Chlorophyceae; Chlamydomonadales; Volvocaceae. Gene Ontology annotation, molecular function: protein binding. The coding region runs from base 1 to 1851 and encodes 616 amino acids. The transcript is spliced from 14 exons. The record is from RefSeq and is a predicted model, not a curated record.